This is a messenger RNA of Chelonus insularis, 9181 nucleotides long. It is a transcript of the gene shn, whose product is annotated as schnurri. Lineage: Eukaryota; Metazoa; Arthropoda; Insecta; Hymenoptera; Braconidae. The coding region runs from base 1584 to 8345 and encodes 2253 amino acids. Gene Ontology annotation, cellular component: nucleus. The transcript is spliced from 6 exons. Gene Ontology annotation, molecular function: zinc ion binding; RNA polymerase II cis-regulatory region sequence-specific DNA binding; DNA-binding transcription factor activity, RNA polymerase II-specific. Gene Ontology annotation, biological process: regulation of transcription by RNA polymerase II. The record is from RefSeq and is a predicted model, not a curated record.
CGCGUUCACCAGCUCACCCACGACCCACAGACACCCUGUGCAUACAGUCUAGCUGCCAACAGCAGCACCAACAACAUCUUAUUUGUGUGUCGUCGCGCACCAUUAUUACGCAACGACAACAAUACAACGCACCACAAUGCGUUAAUUGUUUUUAUUAUUAUUACUAUUAUUCAAACUCUUGUCUAUAAUAUCUAUUAUAUUAUUUAUUAUUCAAAAACAAAAAAAACAAAUUGUUGUUAUAUUUAUAUACAUAUAUAUAUAUAUAUUAUAUGAAUAUAUAAAUUAUAUAUCUUUUUUAAAAUCCAAAAAAGUAAUCAUGUGUACACAUUGAUGAUAUAAAUGUUAUGUAUCGGAAGUUUCUCUAUUAUUCUGUGUGCUUUAAAUAAACAAUAAACUACUAAAACAACUUGGAAAAAUUAUCAAUGGAAAGUGAUUAUUCUCAAGGUUACUGUAAAUGAAACUCGGGAAUUCGGGCACCUUUGCUCGAAUGACGCAUACGAGUAAACAAUCAAGUGGCGCGAUUCUCUGUGUGCAAACUGACGUCACGUGCAAGGAACCCCGGUUUACGUAUAUGUUUGGAAUUCAAUAAUACUAUCAAGAGAUCUCGGUCUUCCGUUGAGAAAAAAGACUUGGAACAUUUAUCAUCAUUACCUAUUGUGACAAUUACUGAAGCAUCUUUUGACUGGAAAUUUUCAUAAUCUUGCAGCAGCAGUCUUUUAUUUAUCUAUUCAACAUCCAGAGUUGUCUCUUUGAUGAUACAGUGAUGACGAUGAUAUUUUAUUGCAGAAUGAUAUGCCAGAUAGUGAGCUAUAAAAAGGUAAAAGUCGACAAGUGAAAUAUCACAGGUGUAACUAUAAUCAUCGUAUCGUUAGAGCUGGUAAAGUACAAUACAACAUUGCAGUGUGUAUUGUAUUGGUGCAGUGUAGAAAAGUGCUGAGCGAUUAGGCGCCAGUGACGUAGUCAAGAGUAGUCUAGAGACAGUAUAGAGACUAGACUCGCUAGACUCACUCAACACUUUGAGGGGUUAUAUGAAAUGUUGAAAAGCUGUAGGCAGUAGCAGUCUCUAAACCAAACUCUAGUGAAUCAAUGUGUAAAUGUGCUAAUCUGUGAAUGAUACUCUAAAGCAUUCAUGUUUGUAAUUAUUAUUAUCAAUUAUAUUACUAUUAAACAGGUGUAAGUGUCAAAUAAAACAUCAAUUAGUACUUUAAAUCUACCGUAUGGAUUUUUUAUAAUCAAAAAUCAAUUAAUUUUUCAUAAAAUAAGUUAUAAGUGCACAUGAAGUAAAAAAAAACGUUGACAUUAUCAAGUAUAUCUUAACAUUUAUUACGUUAGUAGGCAAUGACUAAUUGUGUGUCAAGUGUCUUGCAGUUGAAAAAGAUACUGUGUGGACAAUUAACUAUUUUCAGUUCAGUAUCAUUUAAUAAUAUAUGGAUGCUAUUCCCGAAAAUAAUCUAUCAAUAUAUAUAUUUAUAUAUUCCUGAUAUUUAUAAUAAUAUUAUAAUGUCAACUGAUAAAUAAUAUUGCAAUUAUUUAUUUUAAUAAUAACAGUUGUUGUGACAAUGUUUAUGCGUUUUUAAUGGACUAUGUCAGUAUUAGUUCAACGAAAUUUACAUCGUAAUAAUCAGAUUGACACGUUAGAUAUUCAAAUGGUGGCAAUGACAAACUCUCAGUUCAUUAACAAUAAUAACAACAGCAUAAACAGCAGUAGCAGUGGCAGUAGCACCAAUAGUAACAAUUGUGUUAAUAAUUUGAGUACAAAUAAGAUUAAUAAUAAUAAUAAUGAUGGAGAACCAAAAUAUUUACACAAGAAAUUUAAGAAAAUGGCAACUGCCGAGAUGGUAUCUCCGGCAGAAAUUAAAAAUGAAAACACUAUUCCAAUUGCCACACCACCAGUAUCCUCAGAGGUGCCUACUAAGAAACGUGACAUCACUGAUUUUCCUAAAAAUAUUAAAGAGUCUUCCAAAAGUAAAGAAACAACUACGGAAUUGGAGGGUGAACACACUGAGACUAAAAAAACUGGAUACGUUUGCCCUUAUUGCAAACUAUCAUGUGCCAAACCCAGUGUGCUCCAAAAACAUAUUAGGGCCCACACUAAUGAAAGACCUUAUCCAUGUGUAUUGUGUGGAUUUGCUUUCAAAACUAAAUCUAAUUUAUAUAAACAUUGCCGGUCUCGUGCUCACGUGCUGAAAAUGGAAGGUGGUGAUACUAGCAAGGUAUCUGAGGAUUCAGACAUAAGUUUAUCAGAUAGUGCUAGUAACGGAACUGGAACUCCACCACCUACAUCAACAGUUACUUCUGCUAAUGCUGUGUCUACUGUGGCUAAAAUUAUUAAAACUGGGAAAAUUUAUAAACCAAAGUUUCAUACAGCUCUUCAGUGUGUUAAUAAUGAUACAGAUAUAUCACUUGGCCCACCUACUAGUAUACCAACAAAUAAUUCAACAUCUUUAACAUCAACAUCAUCGUUGUCAGUACCAACAUCGUCAUCAUCCACAACUGCAUCAACAAUAUCUAAAAGUAAUGUAGAACAAUUACAAGAGCAUAUUGACAAAAUAAUUACUGACAACCAGGCGAUAGUAGAAGCAGUAGAUCCAAGACUGCAUAAACUUGUAAGUCAAAGACAGCAAAGUCUUGUGGAGCAACAUAAACCAUGUGAACAGCCACUCAAUUUGUCUUCCAGUGAACUAAUAGAUGUUUCUUCCAAGAAACGAUGUUAUAGUGAAAGUUUUGUUAUAGAUGAUAAAGAAGGUGACAGUAAAAAACAAAAUUUCCAAGGUUCUAUUAUCAAAGAUUUAUUAUUAAAAAAUCGUGGAUCAACUGAACCCGUAAAUGAAAGUUUUUUCUGUAGUUUUUGCAAAAUUUUUUAUGCAAGUGCUGAUAAUUUAGAAACUCAUCGUAAAUAUUAUUGCAAACAAUCAUCUAGUCCGAAACACGAAUUGCAAUUAACUUUAGAGAAAAAAGAUGAUUUUGAUAAUAGUAAAUCUGAAUACUAUAGUACAAUCCAACCUCUGCCCUCACCAGGACCUCUACUAGGUAAUACUCGAUUGGUUGAUGCAUCUUAUACACCGUCUAAAAAACAUAAACCAGAUCUUACAAUACCAACAAGUCUUAGAUCUCUUGAAGAAUUAUCCAAAUAUCCUAGACCAAAUUCCUUACAGAUGUUUGGAGGCGAAGUUAGAAUAUUAGAUAAUACAGGGGAAACUAAAACGAUGAGAAUAGAACCCAGACAGACUAAUUCACCAAUAUCAAGUGAUGAUUUAACUAUUAAUCAAAAAGGUGCAUCAUCAGAAACGUCAUCAAUUGUCGUAAGAUCCGGUCUUCAUUCAGGAGGUACGAUGGUUCAUAAGCCACCAGGAACACCAGUAACUACUUCGAAUUCUUCCAUAUCUCUUCCUAAUACACCGAAAAUGUUAGCGCCUAUUAUACCAAACAUAUCAACUCCUAACUUAGCACCAACAAUGUCAUCAUGUUACAAUUAUUUUGAAUCACAUAUGGUUAAUCCCUCAACGAAUAUUACUGCCUACAGUUCACUACAAACUGUACCUCAAUCUCCAGCGUCUACUGCUGGUAUAACUACUAUUAUUCAUGGUGGCAAAGUGAUACCUUAUGUUCCUGGAAUACCUGGACCACAUUCGCUUACAACUGCAGUACCAGUGGUGGACCAUGUCAUACAACCGUCUUCUCCUUCCGUCCAACAGUCUACUGCUGAUCUUGCUGCUAAUAAAAUUACUCCAACAACAUUUCACGUUGCCACCUUAUCUACUCAGCAGCCAUUAGAUCUCGCCAGUUCGAUAAAAUUUCAACCUCAUUCUCUUCCAAAAUCUAUGCCGAAUUUACAAAUAAAUCAUAUUAACAACAAUAAUAAUAAUUUAAAUCCACCGGUCCAACCGUUAGAUUUGGUGAAUUCAACACCGCCUACGGAUCCAAAAUCUUUAAAAGGAUUUAAGCAUAACUCUAAUGGUUUUAUUAAUCUCAAAGUACCACCCAAACUCGAAGAAAAAUUAAAAAAUCGAGGUUUAUCAUCUAAUUCCACUCCAACUACGGAGUUUAUUAAAAAUGAUAUGUUCAAUAAUGACAAUCAGCAUCAUCAAUAUGUUAAAUCUGGUCAAGUAUUUAAAUAUCAAUCAACGGAUUCACGUAAGGAGAUCAACGAUAAAAUAUUGAAAGCAGAAAAAUCAAUGAAUUAUUUAAAUGGAGAAAAUAGUAGUAUAUCAUCUAAAUUCAUAACAGAAAAUCGUAAACGAUCAGGUAACUGGAGUGAUCCAGAUUAUUUUAGCCAACCAUCAUCUAUUGAUAGUUUAACCACAACAAGUUGCAAUUCCGCAACAAAAGUAGAGUCAUCAUUACUAACUCAAGAAAAUGGUAAAGUAAUUCGUGUACUUUCAGAUGAUUUUAAAAAUCCACAAUCUUAUGGUAAUGUUAAUGGAAAUUCACGAACAAUCUAUUCAGAAAAUGUUACUCCGGUAGUUAUUAUAAAUUUAGAUUCAUCCAAAGUAUCGUCUAUUGAUCCUGAAUUAUCUAAAUCAGAUUCAUCAGAUAAUGUAAUAGUGUAUGAUGAUAAAUUUAACUCAAAAAAAAUAAAAAUGGAUAAAUUAGAUGCGGAUAAAAAAUAUAUGAUGGAUGAAAAAGAAGAAGAAAAAGAAAAUGGAACUGAAGAAGAGAAAGUGAAUAGAGUUGAUAAUAAAAAUGAUCAUCAAGUUUCUGUUAAAUUCCUGAGGCCAACAUCAUUGCCAUUAAAGCCAGGUACAUUUACUCCAAAAAAACAUCAUGGAAUUACUCCUACAGCCAAUACUCUCCCUCUUAUAAGUCCUGAGACACCAAGGCCAAGAAAAUCAUACGGUCAACUUUAUCUCAACGGACAUGCUUAUACUUAUCUUGGCCUAAAAUGUUCAACAAGAGUAUUUUAUUGCACUCUCAAUAGACCACAACCAAUGUAUGUAAUUCAACAACAUGGUUUAUCAAUGUAUUCUAAUUGGAAAAUUUGCAAGGAAGCACCACCAGAUUUAGAUAUGGCACAUUAUGACUCACGGAAUCGUUCGUUUGAUUAUACAGUUGCUUGGAAGAAACAAGACGUCAUUCUUACCCACUCCUCACAAAGACCAACUACGUUAGUAACUAAUAAUUCCACCGAUAAUUGUUUUGAAGAAAAUGACGCAACCACCGCAUUAAUACCAACGACAACAACCGCAUUACAAAGUAAAAAUAAACGUAUCAAAAUUUUCGAUGGCGGAUUUAAAAGUAAUGAAGAUUAUACUUAUGUACGAGGAAGAGGAAGAGGAAGAUAUGUUUGUGAGGAAUGUGGGAUACGAUGUAAGAAGCCUUCGAUGUUAAAGAAACAUAUCAGAACACAUACAGAUGUUCGGCCGUAUACCUGUAAACAUUGUACUUUUAGUUUUAAAACAAAAGGUAAUUUAACAAAACAUAUGAAAUCGAAGGCACAUUACAAAAAGUGUGUUGAAUUGGGAAUAAAUCCUGUACCGACUGUUGUUUGUGAUGACAAUAUCGAUAAAGAAGCCAUUGCUAAAUUAGUUGCCGCUGGUGGUGAUAAUGUGGCGGACGAGUCUUCGGAAGAAGAAGAGGAAACAGAUGUUGAUGAAAGUGAUGAAUCAGGAAAUGAAGAGCAAGAAGCAGCUCAAAGUUUACUUAGUCUUUCGCAACCAAAUAGUUAUCAGAUCAGACUUCCUGGUCUCACGCCUGUUGGACGACCAUCAACCUAUCCUUACACUUUAACGGAUUUUCAAAUUAAUAAAUCAUCAAACAGCAACGUAAUAACUACAACCACCAACACCAUGUCUACUAAUAGUUCUCUCAGUGUUGUAACAUCAACAACACUCAUUCAAAGUGAAGCUGUUACUAAUCGUUAUUAUUUUCCGUCGAGUAAAUCGCUGGACGAUUGUCGAGAUAGUGUAAUCAGAUCAACUAAGUUGGACAAUGAUAUUGAAAUUGAUACUAAAAAUACUUCUAUUUCUCGAUAUCAAUCACUAUCAUCAUCAUCGUUAUCUUCAUCAUCAUCAUUAUCAUCCUCAUCAUCAUCAUCUUCGUCAUCAUCUCCACUAUUAUCAUCAUUUUCACAACCAAUGGAUUUAACAACAAAAACCUCUCAAUUACCUGUUCAACUGUCUUCCACUUCGUCUUCUCCUUCAUCAUCGCCUUCUCUAGCUUACAUUAAGCGACCAAUUCUAUCAGACAUUCUCACGCCGGUCUCAGAGCCAAUACUCAUGCAAACAAUUGUACAGACAAUGGAGAGACUACCGUUACAAGGCAAAGAAUGGAAACCUGAUAAUGCAAAUGGUCAUAUGUUGCAAGCUUACUUAACUGAGAGACAUGUUAUGGAUAGUAAAAUGAAACAACAAUAUCGUAUAGGGACUUGUAAUAGUAAACUUGAUAAAAAACAAAUAACAUAUUCUAAUGUAAAUUUUGUAGAUUAUUCACAUAGCAGUGUAAUUAUAGACCGAAGUUGUGCUUUAACAAAUACAGUCAGUACUACUGGUAUUAUUUAUGCGGAUCCUAACAAUAGGAUGCCACAAAUGGUCUUGACAGAAAUUGCUUUAUCAAGAAAAGAAGAUAAUGUUAAAGUUGAAACUACAUGUGAAAAACAAGCCGAUGACAUUGAUAUGUUUUAUGUUAAAAGAAGUAAUUCUGAAUCAACGUUAGUACAUGAUGAUGUUAAUAGUUCAGUUGACAAUCAUCUAAUAAUUGAUAUAAAUAAACGCUCUAAUGAACAGGCUAAUAAUUAUGGUGUUGAAAAAAAUGGUGAAUUGUCCAAUCAACAACCAAAAAGUGAAAUAGAAAUGAAUCAAGAUAAUUCUUUUGGUACUGAGAAAGUAAUUAAUAAUAGUAGCAAUGAUAAUAAUAAUCAAAUCCCUAAAACACUAAAUGACAGUACAGAAGUCUUUGAUAGAUCAUCAGCUGCGGGAGGAAUACAGUCAACGAUUAAUGAAACAAAAGAUUAUCAUCAUACCGAUAAUUCUGACGGGAAAUUUUUAAAUAGUAAAAAAAGUGAUUUUAAUCAUGAUAAUUCCAGUGAAAGUAACAGUAGUAGAAGCAACAUUCGAAAUAAUAAUAUAGUUAUCAUUAAUAAUAACAAUGGUGAUUAUAAACCUGAUUUUAAAAUUAAAAGUAACGAUAAAAUUUCACCGAUAGAAUUAAUGAAGAUUACUGAAAUGUCUAAGCCAUCUUUUUCUAUUGGAGAUUUAAAAAAUUCUGAAAGAACAGACAUGAAAAUUAAUGUAGAUUUGUCGAAACCGUGUACAAUUGACAAUUCACUAAAACAAAACGUAGCAAGAAAAAUGAUUGUUGGAGGUCCUAGAUUUCGAUCACCAUCUCCAUCAAGAGGAAAUUUAUCUAAACCCCAAGCGGAAUUUUUACAACCAUCUAGUGGGCAUACACCUAAUUAUGUGAGUGUAACUGAGGAUGGAAGGAGUAUUUGUGGAAUUUGUAACAAAAUAUUCAGCAAACCAAGUCAACUGAGAUUGCACAUAAACAUUCAUUAUUUUGAACGGCCAUUCAGAUGUGAAAGUUGUGCAGUCUCUUUUCGUACAAAAGGACACUUGACAAAACAUGAACGCUCAGUUUCACAUCAUAAUAAAGUCAGCAUGACUUCUACGUUCGGAGCAGCUACUACAAGUAAUCCAAGACCAUUCAAAUGUACUGACUGUAAAAUAGCAUUCAGAAUACACGGUCAUCUUGCUAAACAUUUAAGAAGUAAAAUGCAUAUCAUGAAGUUAGAAUGCUUAGGAAAGUUACCUUUUGGUACUUACGCUGAAAUGGAAAGGUCUGGUGUUAAUUUGAAUGAUAUCGAUACAACAGACUGUGAUAAUAGUCUUGCCAGUCUUCAGAUGUUGGCUCAAAAGCUGUAUGAAAAAGAUCCCAGUAAAAUGGGCCAAUGGGACACUGAAGUAGUUCCACAUCAGGGAACAAGUGGUGGUGAAACAUCAUCAGAUGAAGGUGAACCGAUAUCUUCAAAUACAAUUCAACAAACACAACUACCCUAUAUCCCUUUGAUAACAUCAGAUAUAUCAGUAUCUAGAGCAUAUCAAACAUCUAAUACUUUAGUAAGUGGUAAUGAUAUUAACAAACCAGUGAGUGAAUCUCACGUGCCAAAUUUACGCUUUGAUGAUAAUAAUUCUUCUUCUGCUUCAUUAUCAUUGUCGUAUAAGUGCCAAAUGUGUGAAAAAACAUUAACAAGUGUAAAUGAAUUAAGAGUCCAUUGCUUCGUUGAACAUAAUAUCGAAUACAAGAGCAUACAAAGUGAUUGUGGUAAAGAAAAUGCACAAAAUAAAAAAAUCAUUGAUUUAGUUGCCGUCCCUUAUGAUGAUAACAGUAAACAGAAAAAUAAUGAUACGUGAGUGCCAAAAGUAUAAAAAUUGGCAUAUACAGUGUAUUUGAAAUUUUUGUUUUUAUUUUCUGAAUUAACAUUUUUUAAUUAACCAAAGGGAUUUAUAAUUUAUAAAGUUACAAUGGAAGAAAAAAUUAUCAAACAUUUCAAGUUUAUUAGAAUUCAAUGAAAUUUUUUACAAACCAAUAUCCUAUUAAUUUGAUUAUUAUUUCAAUUAUUACUACAAUCAUGUUCAUGAGAUUUAUGAGACUUACAUUAGCAUAUAAAGACCGCAAUUAUUACUAUCAUAUUUUUAAUUAUUUAUUAUGUAUUUUAAAACAAAAAAAUAUUAAUUAACGACAUGUAUUUAUUUAAUAAGAGCAAAAAAUGUAUAUAUAAUUCUACAAACAUUGUAAAAAUGUUCUUUUUAAAUGAACUAAUAUGUGAUUUAGCAUAUAAUAAACCAUAGUUAUUACGUACAAAUGUAAGAAACUGAAAACAAAACACAUGAAAAUGAGUGGAAAAAGGAUAAAAAAAAUAGUAUAUAUUUCUGUGUUACUAAAAAGUGAUAUUUAUGUUAAUAAUACGAAUUAAAUCAAAAAAAAGAAAAGACGAUUUAAAUUUAUAUAUAAAUAAAAGGGAAAAUUGUAAAUAUAUAUUACAUAUAAUAAGAGCAUAAGAAAAAAAAAACAUACAAAAAAAUUAUGAAUAUUUCUCAGGAAAAUACUACAUUUGAUGUGUGUCAACAUGUUCAGGAGAAAUAUUGAAUCAUAAUCAGCUACUAAAAAAAAACAUUUCAUUUGUUUGGCCUAGGAGAUUCUUAAUGUUCAAUGUGUAUACUUGUAUUAUAAUAUUAAAAUAUAAAAU